AUGUCACUUGGGGGCCUGUGGGCCCAGUCCUUACUGGGCUACCGUGGUUUUCCACCCCCACUCAACACCAUCACCCCGUCACCAGUACCAUCGUGUAGUUCGGAAGAUAGUGCUCAUGAGAAUAUAAACGACUGGUUGAAGUUCCAAGCUUUCCAACCGGUAUGGCCGAGCCCAGAUGUAUUGGCGGCUAUUCAAUGCCUCCUCGCUCUUCAAUCCGCCGGCCAACCCAACUACAGCCCGAUUCUCACCGACUCUGAGCCGGAUGAGCUCGAGAUUAAACCCGAUCCCAGUUUGCCAAAGCCAAUACCGCUCCGAGCGAUCAACUUGGCGCUGUUCGAGGAAACAGCAAUUUGCCCGGAUGUGACGAUAAGCCGGAAGCGGGCCGGCGAGAAGUUGGAGAAACUGGAGAAGAAGGAGAAACGGAAGAAGGAGGACAAGGCUGGUGAUGAGAUUUCGCCGGAAGCAUCUACCGUACCUCCACCUGAGGAGCUGCAAAAAGAGGCUGAUCAGCUGGAUGAGACGGCAGCAUUUGUGAAUGUUACUGAGGAAUCCCGUAAAGCGGUUGCAGCUAUUCCAAAUGUGAUCGGAGAAUGCGUAUGCUCACUGUGCCGUGUAAAAUAUGAUGACGUCUUCCGGUUGGCCCAACACAAAUGCCCACGCAUCGCCCACCAGGAAUACAAAUGCCCCGAGUAUUCUCUUGCCCUGCCAAUCUGGCAUCACAUCGCCGCUGGCACCGACCUAGAGAUUCACCUGAAGUAUUGUCAUGCAAUGGAUGCCAACAAG
Molecule: messenger RNA, 783 nt
Organism: Mesorhabditis spiculigera
Lineage: Eukaryota; Metazoa; Nematoda; Chromadorea; Rhabditida; Rhabditidae
Source: the annotation of a GenBank genome assembly